Xyrauchen texanus (razorback sucker) is the source of this 2371-nucleotide messenger RNA. RefSeq names its product E3 ubiquitin-protein ligase TRIM39-like. The record is from RefSeq and is a predicted model, not a curated record. The coding region runs from base 102 to 1877 and encodes 591 amino acids. Lineage: Eukaryota; Metazoa; Chordata; Actinopteri; Cypriniformes; Catostomidae. Gene Ontology annotation, molecular function: protein binding; zinc ion binding. The transcript has 8 exons.
CACCUGGAUAUAGCACAAGGAGUGAGAGAAGACAGGACCAAAGGAGGAAUCUUAAAGAGGUCAUUUACAGAGAGAUCUCUUCUCUAGUCUUCUGCACAAUAAUGCCAUUCUCACGUAGCUUCCUGUCCGAAGAGCAAUUGCUGUGCUCCAUCUGCUUAGAUGUGUUUGACAAUCCUGUAUCCACGCCCUGUGGCCACAGCUUCUGCAUGGCCUGCAUUGGACACUACUGGGACUCAGCCAAGAAUUGCCAGUGCCCCCUCUGCAAGCAAACCUUCAAGAGGAAGCCCGAUCUACACAUUAAUCGCACUCUUCGUGAGAUCACCGAACAGUUCAAGCAGAUGACGGUUAAAACGGGGGCCUGCGGGGGGGUUGGAGUAGGUUCAGAGGUUAAGGAUGGGGGAAGAAUUCGAGGGUCAGUGGAUGGGACACUAAAGCCAUGUCAUCUACCAGGUGGUCUCUUGGAUGAAAUGAAGCAGAAAUUCACCAAGCCUUCUCCAAAUGGAAAUUCUUGUCUGGAUAAAACAGGACUGAACCAAACCAUCACGUCAAACAACGAUAUUACUGACAGUACCCUGCCACCCUUUUUAACCAGACAGAUGUCUCUGCGAAGGUUUACCCUAAGUGGGGCAGCAGACGCUAUUAAAGUGCCCCUUUGUCCAAAACACCACCGCAGCCUGGAGCUGUUCUGUCGAUCAGAUUUGGAAUGUAUUUGUGUAGAGUGUGGACAAACAGAACACCGAUCACAUGACUUCAUAUGUGCAGAGAAAGAGUGGCAUUGUAAUAAGAUGAAGAUCAGUAAAGCAGAGACAGAGAUACAGGAGAUGACCAAGGAGAGGAUGCAGAAAGUGGAGGAGAUUAAACAUUCACUGGUUGACAUCAAAAUGAUGGGCGAGCGUGAGGCACAACGCAACAUGCAGGUGUUUGGAGCAUUGGUGAGUUCCAUCGAGCGCAGCCUGGCAGAACUGUUGGAGGUGACGGAGAUAAAUCGUCGCUCAGCGGAGCACAAGGCUGAGGUGAUGAUUGGGGAGUUGGAGCAGGAAAUCGCAGAGUUGAAGAAGAGAGGCUCUGCGCUGGGUAAACUGGCCCAAACUGAAGAUUACGUCACUGGACUGAAGGGCUUCUCUGAUCUCUGCUUCCCCCUGUCAAGCAAAGACUGGACAGGAGUCUCACUGACCUGUGACCUUGAAACGAAAGCAAUUUAUGCCUCUACCUGUCAAAUGCUGGAACAGUUUAAGGAGGAGCUUCAGAAACAACCUGCCAUUUGCUUCUCAGUGUCCGCUGACCAAUCACCAAUGAGGUCACACCCAAAGGUGAAGAGAAUACAAGAAUAUGCAGUGGAUGUUACCCUUGACACCAACACUGCCCAUCCUCGCCUGGUGCUAUCAGAAGACAGGAAGAAGGUGUGGUGCUGUAGCUGGCACCAACCAGUUCACAACAACCAUGAGCGCUUCAACCGUGUGGUUUGUGUUCUGGGCCGCGAGGGCUUCACCGGUGGCCGACACUACUGGGAGGUCGAGGUGGGUGACAAGACAGACUGGGAUCUGGGGGUGGCUAGUCAUUCCUGCAACAGGAAAGGUAAGAUCACAGUCAGUCCAAGCAAGGGCUACUGGUUCCUAAGCUUGCGGGACAAAAACAGCUAUGCCUUCAGGACAGAGCCUUCUACUGCCAUACCCCUCAGCUUGAAACCUCAGAAGAUAGGUCUGUUUGUGGACUAUGAAAAAGGCCAAGUGUCCUUCUAUAAUGUGGAUGCAAAGAUGCAUAUCUACACUUUUAAGGAUACCUUCUCUGAGACCAUUUAUCCAUUCUUCAGUCCCUGUACCAUCAAAGCAGGCGAAAAUGAAGCUCCGCUGGUGAUCACGCCUGUCCUUCUCAACUGAACAGUGAAGAAACUGGUGUGAGGGAUUGAGGAAAUGAUGAGGGAUUUUUGCAUUGUGAUUGGUCUGUCUUGACUUUGAACAUUGGUACAUCAUGUCUGUGUCAGCGAUAACACUGAGAACACUAUCACUGCUAAAAUCCUUUAAUACCAACAAUUCUGCUCUAGAACCAUCAUUCUGCUAACAUUACAAAAUCAACAGCUGUCUUGGAAUCAGUCUUACACAAGAUUAAAGUAUUUUUUUUUUAUAUUUAUGUUUCUUGUAAAUUACAAUAAAAUCUGCAAUGUAUAAUGAUCUAUAAUCAUCAAUGUCAACAUUGUCCCAGUACCCUGACUGCACACGUACAUCACCAAUUUGAUUUGUGUGUUUAUAUCUGGAAGAUGUAUUUUGUUUACAUUGUUUGCUCAUCUGUAAUACGUCUAAAUGUUGUUUACCCUCAGAUGUCAAUAAGACAUUCAGCAGAUGUUUUUGAGAUGUUUAUGAUUUCAAAUGUUUGU